AUGCCUCACCUCUCCCAUUUGUCUCUCCAGGAGAAAUGUGCCCAGUACUGGCCCUCGGAUGGAGUAGUGUCCUAUGGAGACAUCACAGUAGAGCUGAAGAAGGAGGAGGAAUGUGAGAGCUACACCGUCCGAGACCUCCUAGUCACCAACACCAGGGAGAACAAGAGCCGGCAGAUCCGGCAGUUCCACUUCCAUGGCUGGCCCGAAGUGGGCAUCCCCAGCGACGGAAAGGGCAUGAUCAGCAUCAUCGCAGCCGUGCAGAAGCAGCAGCAGCAGUCAGGGAACCACCCCAUCACUGUGCACUGCAGGUACCACUCUCCCCAGCCCUCUGAGGGGCAGAGAAAGUGACGAGAGGCAGGCAGG
Prionailurus viverrinus (fishing cat) is the source of this 363-nucleotide messenger RNA. RefSeq names its product receptor-type tyrosine-protein phosphatase alpha-like. Gene Ontology annotation, biological process: protein dephosphorylation. The transcript is spliced from 2 exons. NCBI's taxonomy places the organism in Eukaryota, Metazoa, Chordata, Mammalia, Carnivora, Felidae. The record is from RefSeq and is a predicted model, not a curated record. The coding region runs from base 1 to 348 and encodes 115 amino acids. Gene Ontology annotation, molecular function: protein tyrosine phosphatase activity.